CCUCAACCUUCUGCGCUUCUCAAUCCCUUCCUUUGCUCCCUGUUCAACAUUAGUUCCUACUAAUUUUUUAUUAAAAAAUGUGUCAACUGGCUUCCUCCUCUUAUCCCUGCAAUUGCAAUCCACCUCACUCAUACCGUCUGCCGAACAAAGACGACCCUGAAAAUCCCAACAUACACACGCCAUUGAUAACGAAGGCCCCAGAAAUUGAGCCCGAAAAUGCUGAGAUGAGUCCUGUAGUCAAGGAAGCAAUAUCCAUUGCUAAAAUAGCAUUUCCCAUGAUACUAACAGGCCUCAUGCUCUACCUCCGCCCAUUGAUAUCCAUGAUCUUUCUUGGCCGUCAAGGCGAGCUGGCCUUAGCUGGUGGUUCACUAGCUAUUGUAUUUGCUAAUAUCACUGGCUACUCCAUUCUUUCCGGGCUUGCCAUGGGAAUGGAAUGCUUCUGUGUUCAAGCUUUUGGUGCCAAGAGUUACAAACUUCUAGGCCUCACCUUGCAAAGAACAGUACUUCUUCUCAUUUUUACCUCAAUUCCCAUUUCUCUUCUUUGGCUAAAUAUGAAAAGAAUCCUACUCUUCUGCGGGCAAGAUGAAAGUAUUGCAGCAGAAGCACAAUUAUACCUUCUUUACUCUCUCCCUGACCUCUUAGCCCAAUCUCUUCUGAACCCAUUGAGAAUCUAUCUCCGAACUCAAUCCAUAACUCUGCCUCUAACCUUCUGUGCAAUUUUGUCCCUCCUUUUUCACAUACCCAUUAAUUACUUCCUAGUCUCACACUUUGAAUUGGGGGUCAAAGGAGUUGCCCUCAGUGGGGUGUUGACAAACUUCAAUCUCGUAGCCUUGAUAGUCCUUUAUAUCCUCAUCUCCCGCGUCCAUGAAAAGACGUGGGGAGGUUUCUCGAUGGAAUGCUUCAAAGAAUGGAAGACUCUGCUCAAUCUGGCAAUUCCCAGCUGCAUUUCCGUUUGCCUUGAAUGGUGGUGGUACGAGAUCAUGAUCUUGCUCUGCGGAUUGUUGAUUAACCCAAGAGACACCGUUGCUUCAAUGGGGAUUCUGAUUCAAACCACAUCGCUAAUUUACAUUUUCCCAUCAUCUCUUAGCUUCAGUGUGUCAACCAGAGUCGGAAACGAACUAGGAGCAGAGCAACCCCGAAGGGCUAGGCGCGCAGCCUUCGUUGGCCUUUCCGGUGCCAUCUUCCUUGGGUGCUCGGCGAUGGUAUUCGCAAUUACGGUUAGGCACAAAUGGGCAAUCAUGUUUACUCAAGAUGAAGUGAUUGUCAAAUUGACAUCAACGGUUCUGCCCAUAAUUGGGCUCUGCGAGCUCGGAAAUUGCCCGCAAACAACUGGAUGCGGCGUGCUAAGAGGCACGGCGAGGCCGAAAGUCGGGGCAAACAUAAACCUGGGGUGUUUUUACCUGGUGGGUACGCCGGUGGCUGUGGGAUUAGCAUUUUUUGCAGGGUUUGAUUUCCGGGGUCUCUGGAUGGGUCUUCUUGCUGCACAGAUGUCGUGUGCGGUGACCAUGAUGGUGGUUUUGGCUAGAACGGAUUGGAAUUUCGAGGUAGAAAGAGCCAAGACGCUUACCGGAACAGCCGCCGCUGUUGCCGCGGUGGAUGACAGUAAAAAUGCCUCGGCAGAGAAGCCACAGGAAGCUGGAAUCCAGGAAGACCCUUAGGCGAUUUAAAUUAAAAAAAAAAAAAAUCCGAUUAUUAAUAGUCCCUAGUCUACAUAAUUAACUACUUUUUUUUUUUUUUUUAUAAUUUUGGCCAAUAUAUAUAGGGUUAGAAAAAAGAAAGAGAGGGGCUUAUAUAAAAAAUUUUUUCCCUCAUAGGAUUUACCUGUCUCUUUUUAGCUACUUCCUAUGAAAUUAAAUCUGAAAAAAAUUCUCGAAUAACAUGGGAAGUUGCCAAAAAAAGGCUAGGGGACAUUUCACAUCCUUUCCUCUGUAUCCUGUAGUCUGUACCAUUGUGCUCUAUUUAGAAUUGUGCACUAGAUUCGCAGUGUAAAAUGGGCUCCCUUCGUUUUAGCUCCAAAUAUUAUUAUUUGUUAGAUUAAAGAUUAACUGUAAGU
Rubroshorea leprosula is the source of this 2053-nucleotide messenger RNA. Lineage: Eukaryota; Viridiplantae; Streptophyta; Magnoliopsida; Malvales; Dipterocarpaceae. The record is from the annotation of a GenBank genome assembly.